AUGCCGCGCUGUUUACAAGAGCUCCAGCCACUCUGGAAGUCCCUGAAGAACCUGGCAAAAAGCAACGAAAAGAUCUGCGAGGUUGACGAGUCCUCCCCAAAUCAUCCCUACAAGGCAUGCAUUCUGCUCCGCCAGGCUGGUAUACCCUGCAAGGUCUGGGGCAACGACACCCAGGCCUUCCCCGGGAUCCUGACAGAAGUGGCGGAUCUCUACAUUCUGGUGCCUGAUCCAGAGCGGGCUUCGCAGGUGUUGAAGGACAACGCGUACAUCCCCGCUUCACCAGCCCCGGGUCUCGAGGGAAUCACCCAGUUCAGAAUUGCACCCCGAUUCGUGUCACCCAUCCCAGCCGUCGUGCCAGCUAUGAGAGCCGUGCGUUUCCCUAUAGGUCAAUGGAGAAUGCCAACUUACCAGGGGAUGGUCUUCUUCAGUACAGUGCUUCUUCCCGCGGCAGACUGGGGCUACUCCCUCGCAGAAAACGUGUCCGGACUGCGACAGCUCUUUCCGCGUCUCCACGAGCAUUUCGAAUGCACGGUCGAGAAGUGGCUGGAUUGCACCGAAGGGGACACCAAAUUACGAAGGUAUCUCGCAGGCAUCAUUGCCUGCGAAUUCGAGAAAGCGGAUGAAUUUCGGACUGCAUGUUUCAAGAACCAGGUUCGUAAAGAACAUUGGCAACUUCUGUUCGAUAUCCAGGAGGAUGUAGCUGAUCUUCAAGACCUGUUGAGAAGAAGCACUCAACUGCAAUAUCGCGAUGUCAAGAACCGCACGCUGCAAGGUGAAUUUAAGCCAACUCGGCCUUAUAAAAUGGAAGGAAGAAUAGUCAGAGUUGGGAGACUCUUGGAGGAUAUGCAGAAUGCGCGGAACGCGCAGAUUGAGGGUGCGCAGCCCUAA
Aspergillus melleus is the source of this 888-nucleotide messenger RNA. RefSeq lists its product as uncharacterized. The coding region runs from base 1 to 888 and encodes 295 amino acids. The transcript has a single exon. NCBI's taxonomy places the organism in Eukaryota, Fungi, Ascomycota, Eurotiomycetes, Eurotiales, Aspergillaceae. The record is from RefSeq and is a predicted model, not a curated record.